This is a messenger RNA of Megachile rotundata (alfalfa leafcutting bee), 1983 nucleotides long. RefSeq names its product ubiquitin carboxyl-terminal hydrolase 14. NCBI's taxonomy places the organism in Eukaryota, Metazoa, Arthropoda, Insecta, Hymenoptera, Megachilidae. Gene Ontology annotation, molecular function: protein binding; proteasome binding; cysteine-type deubiquitinase activity. The record is from RefSeq and is a predicted model, not a curated record. Gene Ontology annotation, biological process: proteasome-mediated ubiquitin-dependent protein catabolic process; protein deubiquitination; regulation of proteasomal protein catabolic process.
AGAAUCGAUCAAAAGUAACUUGCGCAAAGUGAAUGAAAACUCGUCGUUCUUCGAUAAUAUUCUCUCGUGAAAAUUAAACACACAUAUGUAUAGUAUAUGAAUGUCUGACGGUGCAUUUUAUGCACGUGUGGUUAUUAGUGAAAAAAUAUUUUAUAAAUUAAGUUCAUUGAAAAAUACAAAUUUAUAAUAAGUAAAUAUAUCGAAAGAAAGAAAUAUGCCUCAGUACUCGAUUAAAGUAAAAUGGGGAAAAGAACUUUUUCCUAAUGUAGAAGUUAAUACAGAGGAAGAACCAAUGUUAUUUAAAGCACAACUUUUUGCACUGACAGGAGUACAACCAGAAAGGCAAAAAGUUAUGUUAAAUGGAAUGAUAUUAAAGGAUGAUGAUUGGGGAAAUGUUAAAGUAAAAGAUGGUAUUACUGUAUUGAUGAUGGGUUCCAAAGAAGAAGAUGUACCAGUAGAAGUACCUGUAGAGCCUUUUGAAAAACCAUUAUUUUUGGAAGAUAUGAAUGAAUCUGCAUUAGCUACUGCUUUGCAAUUACCAGCUGGUUUGAUAAAUUUAGGAAAUACUUGUUAUCUCAAUGCAACUGUACAAUGCCUGAAAACUGUCCCUGAAUUGCGGGAGGCUUUAAAUAACUUCUCAGGUGGGCUUGCAGCUUCGGGUAGUAUAACAAUUGAACCUGCACAAGGUAUAACUGCUGCAUUAAGAGAGCUAUACAAUAGUAUGGAUAAAGGAUCAGCAUUGCCACCUGUUGUUCUUCUCCAAAUGAUGCACUUAGCAUUUCCAAGGUUUGCUGAAAAAUCUGAACAUGGUAGAUUUCAACAACAGGAUGCUAACGAAUGUUGGACUGAACUUAUUAGGAUGUUGCAACAAAAAUUACCAGCAAAGGAAAAUCCUGUUACUUCAGAAAAUAGUGGACAGAGUUAUAAACCUCGAUCACUGAUUGAACAAUAUUUUGGGGGAACAUUUGAAACAGAAUUGAAAUGUAUGGAAUGCGAAGAUGAGCCACCUACUAAAGGAAAAGAAGACUUUUUACAAUUAAGUUGUUUUAUUUCAACAGAUGUUAAAUAUAUGUUAACAGGGAUCAUGAAUAAAAUGGAGGAACAAAUCACAAAAAUGUCACCAACUCUAGGUAGAGAUGCAAUCUAUACAAAAACGUCAAGAAUUAGCAGAUUACCGGCAUAUUUAACAGUGCAAUUCGUACGGUUUUAUUAUAAAGAAAAAGAAGGAAUUAAUGCAAAAAUUCUUAAAGAAGUAAUGUUUUCGGAUAAGUUUGAUGCUUUCCCAUUUUGUAGCAAUGAACUUAAACAAAAACUUAUGCCUAUGCGCAAUAAGAUAAGUAAAUAUGAACAUAAUACAGAAGGACAGAUUAAUUAUUGUGAAAAAAAAUUAGGCAAUGAGAAUAAAUCGAAAAAUAUGAAGACAGAACCUUUUUCGUUUGAAGAUGAUAUAGGAUCAAAUAACAGUGGUUAUUAUUCGUUACAAGCGGUAUUAACACAUAAGGGACGAUCGAGUAGUAGUGGUCAUUAUGUUGCUUGGGUACGAUAUAAAAAUGAUACUUGGUUGAAGUGUGAUGAUGAAAAUGUUAGUAUUGUUACACUUGCGGAGGUAAUGAAAACUAAGGGUGGUGGUGAUUGGCACUGUGCAUAUGUUCUUUUGUUUGGUCCAAAAAUUUUUGAAAUACCUGAUGAAGAUGAUAAUGAAGAACCGGGUCCCAAAUAAUUUUUGUAUAAUGAAUUGAAAAGACUAAAAUAAGUGAAACAAAAUUUCUAUCUUACAUCUGUUAGAAAAGUGUAUUUUUUCUUUUUUUUAUACAAACGAACAUCUUAAUAUAAUUUCACUUCUAUUACCUACCAGAUCAUACAAAUGUCAUUGAUUACAUACAUAAUUUCUGCAUGAUGUAAAAUUGCAAGAACUAUGCACCCAUUGAUUCUGUACGCUUAAAGAAAGAAUGGCGAUAAUAAAUUUCUAGAAUUAAAUACAAA